CGAUCAAAAAUGGACAGUGGAAAUGAAACGUAUAAAGCGUAUGAAAAUCGUCUCAGUGAAAAUUCAGGAUAUGAUGUUUGUGUAUUUUACUGUUCGACGUCUUAUGAACAGCAGCCUAGAAUUAAAUUCUCUAAACACAAAGAGUUUGCCGAUUAUAACACUCGUUUAAAGACUUUUGAAAACUGUCCAAAAAAAUUGGAAUCAAAAAUAUCAACACUUUGUGAUGCUGGAUUUUUAUACAUAGGUAAUGGACAAAAUGAUCAAAUGUUAUGUUACUGCUGCAGUCAAGGUUUGAAAGAUUGGGAUGAUGAAGACGACCCAUUCCUAGCUGUACACAUAUAUUGUUAUGUAAGGCAAAAAUUAACUAGUUCAUGUCGUUUGUUCUCUGUAAUUCUUAGAAUAAUAGCCGAGUAUGCUAUAAUGUAUGCAGAACGAUCAAUUUUAGACCGAGAAAAUCGAAAUCGUACAAACAUUCGGUUAUCAGGGCGUGUUGUCGCUGAAGGUAACACUGCUUGA
Molecule: messenger RNA, 516 nt
Organism: Daktulosphaira vitifoliae (grape phylloxera)
Lineage: Eukaryota; Metazoa; Arthropoda; Insecta; Hemiptera; Phylloxeridae
Product: inhibitor of apoptosis protein-like
Exons: 4
Coding region: 10-516 (168 amino acids)
Biological process (GO): negative regulation of apoptotic process; regulation of cell cycle; positive regulation of protein ubiquitination
Cellular component (GO): nucleus; cytoplasm
Molecular function (GO): ubiquitin protein ligase activity; cysteine-type endopeptidase inhibitor activity involved in apoptotic process
Source: RefSeq, a predicted model, not a curated record